ACAAAAGUCACCAGCAAAUUUCAAAAUUCCGCUGUCAUUCUUGUAAAAGUAAAAAAUGGGUUCGGACAAGAUUAAAUACACUUUUUUGUCGACGUACAUGAAGGAUUUCGUGAAAAAACCGCUAAACCAUCGACGGGCAAAGGCACAAAAACAGGAGUUUGAGGACCCCAUCAGUGAGGGUUUUAGGCAGUUUUUGGUCCUAGAUGAAACAGAUUUGACACCACCGAAUGAAAAUGGGGACAAAUACUUGGAAAAAUUUAAAGAAAAAUACAAAGGGAUUGCAAAAACGCAUUUUCAAGAACCGUUAGAUAAAGAUGCCAUAAUGAAGAAUAAAAUGACUAGAGGGGCGGUCACUGAAUACCAGACGAGUUUUUGUGAUAUUGAAAAAGAUAUUGAAUUUAAUUUGGAUAAACGAAGGAGGAAAUUCACUUUACCAGAUGAUGCUGAAAUACCGUUAACGACUUAUGGGAUUUAUUUCAGGGAUCAGACGAAGGCUUUAAGACCACCCCUUAUUAUCAUACCCCCCAACACCCUACACACGCAUGGAAACCUCGCUUGUAGCCAUUACAUCAGCGAAUACACCGACCACAUUGGCACCUUUGGGGAGUUUAUCUUGGAAAAAAGCAUCCAAAAACCUCAAACUUAAUCAAUCAUUCAUGUUUGUCAAAAACUUGUGUCAAAAUUUCAGUUUAAUAAAAAUUUUUGUUCAAAA
Molecule: messenger RNA, 712 nt
Organism: Tribolium madens (black flour beetle)
Lineage: Eukaryota; Metazoa; Arthropoda; Insecta; Coleoptera; Tenebrionidae
Exons: 4
Coding region: 56-646 (196 amino acids)
Source: RefSeq, a predicted model, not a curated record